Parasteatoda tepidariorum (common house spider) is the source of this 884-nucleotide messenger RNA. Lineage: Eukaryota; Metazoa; Arthropoda; Arachnida; Araneae; Theridiidae. The record is from RefSeq and is a predicted model, not a curated record.
UUUCAACAGCUGAAGUUUUCUCGCGCAUUUUUAAGAUUAAAUAAAAUCUAAAGUAUCUUAUUCCAGUGGUUGUCACCUUGCAUUGAACAUAGGGUUGCUGCGCUAUUUUAGGUCACAAUGCAAAUUUAUGUGUUAAUAUCUCUUUUCUGUUUAGUAUGGGCCCGAAGACAGAGGAAUCCAAUGGAAAAUCCAGACCUAUUUCAAGGGGACAUCGCUGGAAUGGACAGUAUAGAGGACAGAAAUGCCGUGAAUCACAAAUCCUUAUUGUGGCCAAAUGGUGUUAUUCCGUAUAGAUUAGAUCCCAGUGCAAAUAGGGGGAGUGCUUUAAGAGGAAUGAGGCAUAUAUCAAGUAAAACUUGCAUAAAAUUCAAAGAGCAAACUACAGAAACUGACUACAUAAGAAUAUUUUCAGGACAAGGGUGUUAUUCUCAUUGGGGUCGAACGGGUGGCAUGCAACCAGUAUCCUUAGGGGAUGGCUGUGAGCCAUUGGGAACUGUUAUUCAUGAGUUGACCCACGCUAUAGGAUUCGAUCAUGAACAGUGUAGAUCUGACAGGGACGAUUACAUCACCAUUCUUUGGGAAAACAUAAUGACUGGAAUGGAAGAUCAAUUUGAUAAGCUGAGACCAAAUCAAGAGAGGUUGAUCAAUAAAUUCGAUUAUGAUUCAAUUAUGUUAUAUGGCGAGAAAGCGUUCUCCAAAGAUUACUAUUCUAAGACUAUGGUCGCCAAGACACCAGGCAUUCGACUGAUUGACCCCUAUGACAAAAAUCAACUCAGUUCAAGUGAUAUUUACAGAAUAAAUACACUCUAUGAAUGUUCUUAGUAAAACUUGUCCAAAGGUUGUUCUAUUGGAGAUUAUAAUAAACUGAUUCACAUGGCACUUGA